Molecule: messenger RNA, 1246 nt
Organism: Cercospora beticola
Lineage: Eukaryota; Fungi; Ascomycota; Dothideomycetes; Mycosphaerellales; Mycosphaerellaceae
Source: RefSeq, a predicted model, not a curated record
AUGACUGACGACAAGAAGGAUCCGCAGACUGCCACGUCUGAGCAGGGGAAUGAUUUGGAGCUGACCAUCACUACCAAAGAAGGUCUUGUCAUCGACGCUCCUGUACAACAUGGCGGCGAGCUCAAGCGCAAUCUCGCGCAGAGGCAUCUGCUCAUGCUUGCCGUUGGUGGUGUGAUUGGCCCCGGAUACUUCGUUGGAAUGGGCAAUGGGCUUUCCUCGGCGGGUCCAGCGGGUCUGCUCAUCUGCUUCAGUAUAGUCGGAACAUUGCUAUAUGCCGUGAUGCAGUCCAUUGGAGAAUUGGACAAUCUGGGCCUCGUUCUGACUUUCUGGGAUACCGCCAUGCCGCGAUGGGGCUGGAUCAUGGUCUUCUGGGUCAUAUUCAUGGCUUUCACCUUCCUUGGUGUAAAGUCUUUUGGAGAGGCAGAAUUUUGGCUUGCUUCCAUCAAAGUUCUGUUCAUACUGAUCUUCUUCAUCUGCGCCAUCCUCAUAUCGACUGGAGUGAUUGGAGGCGAAAAGAUCGGAUUCAAGUUCUACCGUGAUCCCGGACCGUUCGCCGACGGCGUCAAAGGUGUUUUCAAGAUUUUUGUCUUCGCCGCUCUCCAGUAUUCUGGCACCGAGAUGGUUGGUCUGACUGCGGGAGAGUCUGCGAACCCCAGCAAAGACGUGCCCAAGGCGGUGAAGAGCGUGGUUUGGCGAAUCGUGGUCAUAUUCCUGGGAGGUAUCUUUUUCCUCACCAUCACUGUGCCAUUCAAUGAUCCCAACCUUCUCAAUGCCGCCAACAAGACGGCACGCUCGCCAUUCGUCAUCGCCUUCACUCGGGUUGGCGUCAAUGCAGGCGCUCACGCAGUGAACGCAGUGAUUGUCAUUACCAUUCUCUCUGCGGUCAACGCCGCACUUUACGUGGGAUCCAGAACGCUGUACGGCCUCGCUGUGGAGAAACAAGCACCCAGAAUCUUCGCCAUGACCAAUUCGAGGGGUGUGCCCGUUUAUGCGUACGUCUUCAUGAACACAGUCGGAUUUCUGUCAUUGCUCAACCUUGCCUCGGGAGCGGGCCAGUUUUACACCUGGGUCGUCAGCAUGACCGGCGUCGCGACGUUUAUCACUUGUAAGCACAUCCUUCCUAGUCGUACCGCAUCGCUAACCAAGCUCGUCAGGGGGCUGCAUCUGCCUCUGCCACAUUCGCAUGCGGCAGGCGCUUAGUAAGCAAGGCAUCUCCACCGAUGUCCUGCCCUUUUGUGCACCUGGA